UUGUACCUGAACCUCGUCCAGUUCCUAAAAAUGAUGUUGGAUUUAAAUAUACUGUCAAACAUCGACCAUUUCCUGAAGAGGUGGAUAAGAUUCCUUUUGUGAAAGCAGAUCUGAGCAUUCCAGAUUUGCAUGAAAUUGUCACUGAAGAAUUAGAAGAGAGACAUGAAAAAUUAAGGAAUGGCAUGACCCAGCAGAUUGCUUAUGAAGUACACCUUGAACAUCAAAGUGAGGAAGAACUGCAAAAGAGAAGUUUUCCUGAUCCAGUUACGGAUUGUAAGCCUCCACCACCUGCCCAGGAAUUCCAAACAGCACGCCUUUUCCUUUCCCACUUUGGAUUUUUGUCCUUAGAAGCAUUGAAGGAGCCUGCAAAUAGUCGCCUACCUCCUCACCUUAUUGCACUUGACUCCACGAUACCUGGAUUUUUUGAUGACAUUGGGUAUCUGGAUCUCUUGCCAUGUCGUCCCUUUGACACAGUUUUUAUUUUCUAUAUGAAACCAGGUCAGAAAACAAACCAGGAGAUUUUAAAGAAUGUGGAAUCUUCCAGAAAUGUUCAGCCACAUUUCCUAGAAUUUUUGCUUUCCCUUGGCUGGUCAGUAGAUGUGGGCAGACACCCUGGUUGGACUGGGCAUGUUUCCACCAGUUGGUCUAUUAACAGUUGCGACGAUGGUGAAGGACCUGAACAAGAUGAAGUGAUUACCUCUGAAGAUGUUGGGGCUAGCAUUUUCAAUGGACAGAAGAAGGUGCUGUAUUAUGCCGAUGCCCUUACUGAAAUAGCUUUUGUAGUUCCUUCUCCUGUGGAGUCCUUAACCGAUUCAUUGGAAAGUAACAUAUCAGACCAAGAUAGUGAUUCAAAUAUGGAUCUUAUGCCUGGAAUUCUGAAACAGCCAUCCCUGACACUUGAGCUUUUCCCUAAUCACACAGACAAUCUUAAUUCCUCACAGCGGGUAAGUAACUUCGUUGAUACAGCUCUGAAAAUUUGUCAUGCAGUAGGGGUAAUUAUAGAAUCAUGCCUUUAAUCAACCUUUUAACUGUAACCUAGAGAGCAGUGAGAGCAGUACUGAUUCAUUAGUAUCUUAAUUUUUUAAAGUCAAAUUCUCACAAUUUUCUUUUUUUCAGUUUGCAACAAGUAGAUCAUUCUAGGACAGCCUCUGUUGUUUUCCUUGAUUUGGUCAUUCUGGUACCAUGCUUGGGUCUCUCACCCG
Messenger RNA from Leptonychotes weddellii (Weddell seal), 1202 nucleotides. Lineage: Eukaryota; Metazoa; Chordata; Mammalia; Carnivora; Phocidae. The record is from RefSeq and is a predicted model, not a curated record.